AUGUUCGUGAGAUCUCCAAUCUUUUCGCUGGCUUUUGGUGCGUUUGCCAAACUUUAUGAAGAUGAGGCUUGUCUGGCGAACCACAAGGCGUUUGUAUGGUCCAAGUUAUCAGAGUUCUGUAUCACGUUGCACACCUCCCGGAAAAAUGUGUGCAACCUACUAAGCCGUGCAGAUGUGGCCGGUACCAAUCGUCUAACCGCAGCUUUAUCUUGUACUAUUUGCAAAGCUCCAUACUUUCACCCAAUCGUUCUCUUUUGUGGUCACUCUUUCUGUCGGAAAUGUGUGGAUGCGCGAUUAAGUUGCCAAUGUUGUUCUGCAUCGACCACAUCCGGUGAACUUAGUGACUGCAUCCUACUGACCAAAACAAUUCGGCACUUUUUCCCGAAUGUGGCCUCCCUGUACCAACGAGUCGACGAAUUGUGCACACUGACAGCCCGGGGGCAUUAUACAGAAGCGCUGACUGCCGUAGAUCAGUUACUAGAACAAUAUCCAAAUCACGCUAGAUGCUUACAGAUCAAGGUGGACGUGUGCUUACUCAACUCGGAUUACGAAACAGCAUUAUCCAUUAUCGACAAACAAAUAGGUCAGGUUUCUCCCGUCCCAAAGGUAUACUUCUUUGUGGUAAAGUGUUAUGCUAACGCAACUCAGUGGUUCUGUCACAAGGGUCGCGCUUUGAAAGGUCUAGGCCGCCGUCGUCUCGCUCUGGAGUAUUUUUUCAAAUGUUUCACCCUAUUUCCCUACUCAGACUGUUUACGUUCGGAAAUCAUGCUGAUUCUGGACGAGGUGAUUACCAAUGCGGAUGUUGCCCAGUGGAAAAACAUAGUUGAGUUGUGUACAACUGAAUCAGCCCCGGUUCUUGACGUACUAACAGUUGAGCUUUUUUGCUUGAAUGUAAAUGGCAUCUGA
This is a messenger RNA of Echinostoma caproni, 906 nucleotides long. Lineage: Eukaryota; Metazoa; Platyhelminthes; Trematoda; Plagiorchiida; Echinostomatidae. The record is from the annotation of a GenBank genome assembly.